This is a messenger RNA of Heterobasidion irregulare TC 32-1, 482 nucleotides long. RefSeq lists its product as uncharacterized. Lineage: Eukaryota; Fungi; Basidiomycota; Agaricomycetes; Russulales; Bondarzewiaceae. The annotation marks the transcript as partial. The record is from RefSeq and is a predicted model, not a curated record. The transcript has a single exon.
AUGCAGCCCGACCGUUGGCGAAAUCAGACAAACCGGACGGUCCUUAUAGAUACCUUGUUGUCUUUCGUGCAAAACACUCACCUGAACGUGGGCGACCGAGCAGAAGUCGUUGGACGCGCGCUUCUCACGGAAGCAUACGAUCGCGCGAUCAUUGCAGAGCACCCAGCUCUCGAAUGGGACGCUACUCACCCGCGUUACCACUUUUCCGUGUAUGGUUGCUCGAACACGGUAUACAAGGGGAUUCUAGAGGAAGAGAAUCGCAAAUACGCUGCUCUGCUUUCUUCUGGGAACACGUUUCACGACCACGGACGCCAGACCGAGGAACAGUUGGCUGAAGUCUGGCGAAUGAAGCCAUCUUGGUCGGCCGCUAUGGGAUCGUACCAUUGGGUCGAGGGAGCCGACAUCAUUUCGAACGUUCUUGACGAAGGAGAUGGGGUUGCCAUUUCACAAUACCCGGGAUACGAGGACGAGAAUUCAGGUUA